Messenger RNA from Dentiscutata erythropus, 603 nucleotides. The record is from the annotation of a GenBank genome assembly. Lineage: Eukaryota; Fungi; Glomeromycota; Glomeromycetes; Diversisporales; Gigasporaceae.
AUGACAAAAAUUAUCAUCAUCAUAUAUGCUACGUACACUCACGUGUAUCAAUUGGCCUUAGAAAUAAAAAAAGGAGUGGAAAGUGUCAUACAUGGAUCAAACGUUGAAAUUUUUCAAAUUCCUGAAUCAUUUCAAGAGCAAAUCCUAGACCAAGUGCACGAACAUCCAAAGCCGGAUAUCCCAUUUGUUACCUCCGAAAAAUUAGCAGAUGCUGAUGGACUUCUUUUCGGGAUCCCUGCAAAAUUUGGACAAUUUCCAGCUCAAUUUAAAGAGUUCCUUGAUUCUUCAAGUCAAAUUUUGGGCAAAGAGGCAUUAAACAAUAAAUUUGGCGGAAUUUUUUUUUCAAUGGAUACACAACAAAGUGGGCAAGAAAUGAUAGCUUUCACGGCAAUAAGCUGGUUAUCGUAUCAUGGUAUUAACUUUAUUCCACUCGGUAGUGGAUCACAUGAAGAAUUGAUUGGAGGAGUACCUUGGGGAGCUGGUACUAUUGCCAGUAAUGAUACUUUAAGGCCAAUUUCCGAGAAGGAGAAAGAUAUUGCACAAUUUCAAGGAAAAAAAUUUGCAGAAAUUGUUAUGGCUUAUGUUAAAGGAAGGCAAGAAUAG